AUGGGCAGCAGCAAGGAGGGCAAGAUCCGCUCGGCUCCGGCCUACACGAUCACGGGUCGCGAGAAGCCGCCGCUGAUUCCGGUUAUGAUCUUCCCCGGACCCGGAUACUACGACGGCGAGUACACGGUGGUCAAACCCAAGCCACCGGUCUACUCGAUGCGGGGCAAGUACAAGAUGGGCAGCGAAGACGCGAAGCCCGGACCCGGAGCCCACUGUCCGGAGAAGUACUGGGAGAAGCGUUCGCCGCCGGCCAUUUCCUUUGGAAUUCUCCAUUCCCCCUAUCUCAAGAAACCCCUGCCGAUAAACCUCUCCCAUGUGCCCGCCUACAGCUUUGGAAUCAAGCACUCGCAGUAUUUGGGUCGCCUGAACGAGAAGAACUCCGAGUUUGACUAUAGCUUUUCCGGAAUCUGCUGA
Molecule: messenger RNA, 414 nt
Organism: Drosophila elegans
Lineage: Eukaryota; Metazoa; Arthropoda; Insecta; Diptera; Drosophilidae
Product: outer dense fiber protein 3-like
Exons: 3
Coding region: 1-414 (137 amino acids)
Source: RefSeq, a predicted model, not a curated record